Poecilia latipinna (sailfin molly) is the source of this 2412-nucleotide messenger RNA. Its product is annotated as thrombospondin type-1 domain-containing protein 7B-like. Bases 4 to 1569 code for a protein of 521 amino acids. Lineage: Eukaryota; Metazoa; Chordata; Actinopteri; Cyprinodontiformes; Poeciliidae. Gene Ontology annotation, cellular component: plasma membrane. Gene Ontology annotation, biological process: actin cytoskeleton organization. The record is from RefSeq and is a predicted model, not a curated record. The transcript is spliced from 12 exons.
GUGAUGAGGGGAACAGCAAGCAGGGAGGAUGGCAGCCCAGACGGCAGUAUGUGUGAUCCAGAGGAAAUGCCUCCCAGGGCCCAGCUUUGCUAUUUAGCCUGUCCUAAUGACUGCGUUGUGUCAGCCUGGGGGGCAUGGAGCAACUGCCCUCCGCAGUGCGACGCUGGCAGCGCGAGGAACAGAAGCAGACAGAUCCUCCGCCUCCCCGCCAUGGAGAACGCGGCCUGUCCCGACCUGCUCCAAUCAGAACCUUGUCUUCUCAACAGUACCUGUUUCACAUACCAGUACAGAGUCUCAGACUGGAGUACCUGCCAGCUGAGUGAAAACGCCAUCUGUGGUCAGGGGUCGCGGUCACGUCUCCUGGACUGUGUGCAGAGUGAUGGGAAAAUGGUGGAGUUGCAGAAGUGCCAACAGUUUGGUCUGAUCAACAAGUUGCAGCUGUUGGAGAGCUGCGUUGUUGACUGUCCUGUCAGCUGCAUCCUCUCUGACUGGUCGCCGUGGGCGGAUUGCUCGCACACCUGUGGUACCCAAGGUCACUCUGUCCGCACACGGAGGAUCCUUCAGGAGGCUCACGAGGAGGGUCGUCCCUGCCCCAGCCAGCUCUCCCAAACUAAGCCGUGCUCCAUAAGGCCGUGCUAUAUGUGGCUGCUGAAUGACUGGUCUCCGUGCGCUGUGGAGGGUGCAAAAUGCGGAGAGGGGGUCCGGAGAAGAAACCUGUCGUGUGUCGUCCACUGGGGGAACUGGCACGAGUCUCCUCCCCCUCAGCCUGUAGACAGAGAGCUGUGUGGAGAUGUGCUGAGGCAGCAACUCCAGCAGGAAAUGGAGCAGCCGUGCUUCGUCCCCUGCCCAGGUGAUUGCCAUUUGACACAGUGGUCCACCUGGAGCUCCUGCCAGCUGACCUGCCUGGAGGGCCGCAGCUUUGAGUCCACCGGUCGCCAGGCGCGAUCCAGAGCUGUGAUCAUUCAAGCCAUGGAGAACCAAGGCAGCUGCCCCCAUCAGGUCUUUGAGACCCAGCCUUGUAAAGGAGGAAAGUGCCACAGCUACCAGUGGAAAACAGGGGGAUGGACAAACAACGAGAGGCCAGUGUGGUGUCAACGCUCAGAUGGUGUGAAUGUCACAGGGGGCUGUUUCCCACAGAAAAGGCCCACUACCCUUCGACACUGCCACCCUGCGUGCACGAAACCCUUCUCGCAUUGCACGCCGAGUGGAGUGUGUGGCUGUGAGAAGGGCUACACCGAAGUGAUGACCUCGCAUGGCUUCUUGGACUACUGCACCAGAACCCCUGGAGUGGACAACAGCAAGAAAGCCGAUGUGAAAACUAACUCUGGAAGAAUAAAACCCCGGCCGUCUCAGUCCAACGACCUCUUCAGCGAGUGGACCUUAAGGCCCGUUGGCCCAGAUGGAAGAGUAAAGCUGUGGGUUUAUGCCGUAGCCAUCGUUGGAUUCAUUGUCGUACUUUUCAUCGUCAUGCUGUCAUUCCUGAUCUGCAAGCCAUCCAAAACCUCCAAGGCGUCUCCUCCACCGCAGAAGCCCUUGACUCUUGCCUAUGACGGCGAUGUGGAUAUGUGACCUGGCUGCUAUACCAGCAAGGUCACAUGACUGGCCUUGGGCAGGAUUCUGGCCUGGUUUGCAUUGUUGCCAAGCACAUACCCCGACCUGCUUGAGCCGGUGUUAUGUUUGCGAUAGUAAAGCGAUUUGGUCUGCCGCUGACGGCGCCGAGUAUUGGCCGGAUCAAACAAGCGGAGCCAAAGCCAGUUGAGCCGAGACUGAGACAUGGACCUCUAGAUCCUUUUUUUCUAUAACUGCCUGCAACAUGAACACGCGGUCCAAGCACCAUUUGCAAAUGAUGAAGCAAGAAGACUUUCAGGCACUAGAGACAAAAUGAAUCCACAAGUGAAUCCACUGUGGAGGUUUUUGAAGUGUCAACAAUCAGAGGGACCACAUUUCUUUGUUUUAUUUUUUUUUUAAUUUGUUUUGGAGAUGCUCCAGUCUGUAGUUACACAUUCUACUGAAAGGUAUUUUAAUUUUCCUCAAUAGUUUCUGAACUUUGUGAAAGGUAAAGCUCUUUGGAUAAACUCUUUUAUUCCUUAUUUUCAAACAAAUAAGACGGUGUAUGCACUUCGUUAGGUCUGAUUUUUUUUUUUUGGAUGACUUUUCUAGUGUUUUAUCCGUAAUGCAAGUUUUAAUUUAUUUAUUUUUGCUGUCUGAUUGUGUAUUGUUGAUGAUGCAAUAUGUUGUGUAUAUGUGGAAACCAAAAUCAAAGCCUGCCUCGAGUUUAAGGGCAAAUGUAAUUUGGCUAUUUCUCCGUUCUCACGUGACUCCCAGCCAUAGAAAAUAAAAUUCAGCAACAAGUUCAUGUCAUUUUUACUCGAUAGGAUACCAUUUUGAUGCAUUUUAGAACAAAAAUAAUAA